Molecule: messenger RNA, 1840 nt
Organism: Gastrolobium bilobum
Lineage: Eukaryota; Viridiplantae; Streptophyta; Magnoliopsida; Fabales; Fabaceae
Product: carboxyl-terminal-processing peptidase 3, chloroplastic
Exons: 12
Coding region: 73-1608 (511 amino acids)
Biological process (GO): proteolysis
Molecular function (GO): protein binding; serine-type peptidase activity; endopeptidase activity
Source: RefSeq, a predicted model, not a curated record
AACGUUAAAGCUGCUCUCUCCUCUCUAGUACCCAUUCGGUUACCUAAAAAACAAAGGAAAAAAAAAACAGAAAUGAAGAAUCUUUGUGGCAAUUUGGAUGCUAAAGCUGCAAUUCCAGUUAAACUUGGAAAACCAAGUUCAGUAGUUUUGUUUCCUCGCAGGUCACGGUUCCCAACACGAGCAUGCCACAGGAAGGUGUCGGUGUCGGUGUCGGUGUCGGCUGAGGAGGCCAGGUUGAAGGUGCAGUGUUGUAGGCAAGGAGGGUGGAUUGAAUCUGCUGCAAAAAGUGCUUUUGGAUUUGGCGUUUCGGCUUCUUUCUUCUUCUCUGUUUUCUGCCACUCGCCGCCGGCUCUCGCCGAGUCCCUCACCGUCGCUUUUCCUGUUUCACGGGCACCUGAGGUAAAUGCAGUUCAAAGAACUCUUGUGGAAGCAUGGGGUUUGAUUCGAGAAACAUUUGUUGAUCCUACAUUUAAUCAUCAAGAUUGGGAUUUGAAGUUGCAGCAAACAAUGGUAGAAAUGUUUCCCCUGAACUCAGCUGAUGCAGCAUACACAAAAAUCAGUGGAAUGCUUUCUACCCUUGGUGAUCCUUUCACUCGAAUUAUCAGUCCAAAGGAAUACCAAGGAUUUAGAAUUGGAAGUGAUGGGAGCUUACAAGGAGUGGGCCUGUUCAUAAAUGUUGAACCAAGAACGGGACAUUUGGUUGUUUUGUCAUGCAUAGAAGGAAGUCCAGCUGCUCGUGCUGGUAUACAUCAAGGAGAUGAACUGGUUGAGAUAAAUGGUGAAAGGCUUGAUGGCAUUGAUAGUGAAGGUGCAGCACAGAGGCUUAGAGGGAAUGCUGGAACAAUUGUUACAGUAAAGGUCAAAGACUCUGGGAAAAUCUCUUAUAUCCGAGAGGUCAAACUUCCAAGGGAGUAUAUCAAGCUCUCUCCAAUAUCCAAAGCCAUCAUCCCUCAUAGAUCCCCAGAUGGUGAGCUGACAAAAACUGGUUAUGUAAAAUUGUCAGCAUUCUCUCAGACUGCUGCUGAAGACAUGAAGAAUGCUAUUCAAGAAAUGGAAAAUCAAGGAGUACACUCAUAUAUUCUUGAUCUACGGAACAAUCCUGGUGGUUUGGUAAAAGCUGGCCUUGAUGUUGCCCAGAUGUGGUUAGAUGGAGAUGAGACUCUGGUGAACACAAUUGAUAGAAACGGGAACAUGCUACCAAUUAAUAUGAUCGAUGGACAUGCUAUAACACAUGAUCCACUUGUGGUUAUUGUCAAUGAGGGAAGUGCAAGUGCCAGCGAGAUUUUAGCUGGGGCAUUACAUGAUAAUGGUCGAGCUAUUUUGGUGGGGCACAAAACAUUUGGUAAAGGAAAAAUUCAGAGUGUCACUGAGCUUCAUGAUGGUUCAGCCCUCUUUGUUACAGUAGCAAAAUAUCUAUCACCAGCCCUUCAUGACAUAGAUCAGGUUGGGAUAACACCAGAUGUGCAAUGCACAACAGAAAUGCUUAAUUCACCUAAGGAGCUUUCAACCAAAGAUAAGACCUCAGUCUCAUCUCUGGAAGCAGAUUCUUGUAUUAUGGUAGCAGAACACGAGUUGGAUAUGGAGGAGUCCAAGGGAACUGCUUCUUGAACAUUGCACUGUUUUUAUUCCAUUUUCUUUUCAAAGUUACCAGUUGAAAGGAACGUUGUCUGAGUUCUUCUGUGUCAGCCAAUACAUCAAUUUGUACAAUGUAUCAUUGUGAUCACUAGUUAUCACUUGUACACAAAAUAGAGAAAAACCGAUUGUAUAUACCAUUCAAUAGCAUAAUAGAAAGUUUACUUCCAAGUUGAAGGACAAUAACUUACCCAGUUAUUGUACUUUA